This is a messenger RNA of Etheostoma spectabile (orangethroat darter), 1370 nucleotides long. RefSeq names its product zona pellucida sperm-binding protein 4. The record is from RefSeq and is a predicted model, not a curated record. Gene Ontology annotation, molecular function: structural constituent of egg coat; acrosin binding. Gene Ontology annotation, biological process: prevention of polyspermy; binding of sperm to zona pellucida. Gene Ontology annotation, cellular component: egg coat. The coding region runs from base 60 to 1331 and encodes 423 amino acids. The transcript is spliced from 7 exons. Lineage: Eukaryota; Metazoa; Chordata; Actinopteri; Perciformes; Percidae.
UAAAGCCUGCGUCUGAGCCAUGUGUGCAGUUACAGGUUUGGUGCAGUUCUGAUGCCAUAAUGGAGCUUUUCAAGAAUCUGUUUGGUGUGAUGGUUGUAGUUGUUGUGGCUUGUGAUGUUACUGCCCAGCGUCAGUGGAUGUUGCCUCAGCAGCAAAACCAACCUCCUCUUCCUGAUCAGCGGCCUCAGCAACCAUUUAAGGUUCCUCCACCUGCCGCUCCCUUUGAUAAAUGCCAGGUGGAGCAGGCUGACAAGAUCCAGUGUGGAACUGAAGAUAUCACUGCUGAACAGUGUGAAAAGAUCAACUGCUGCUUUGCCAGGCGGCAGUGCUACUAUGGGAAAGCAGUGACUGUGCAAUGCACCAGAGAUGGCCAGUUUGUGGUGGUCGUGGCUCGAGAUGCCACUUUGCCCCACAUAGAUGUGGAGUCUGUCAGCCUGCUGGAAACAAACGACCCCUCCUGUACCCCUGUGGCCAUCACCUCUGAAUUUGCCAUCUUUCAGUUCCCUGUUACUGCAUGUGGUACUACACUCAAGGAGGAUGAGAGUUAUGUGACAUAUGAGAACCACAUGUCUUCUUCGUAUGAAGUGGGAAUUGGACCCAGAGGCUCAAUCACCAGGGACAGCCAUUUUGAGUUGUUGUUUCAGUGUAAGUAUUCUGGCUCAGCUGUGGAAGGUCUCGUUAUGGAGGUGAAUGCUGUUCCUCCACCUGUGCCGGUCGCUGCUGUAGGACCUCUUAGAGUGGCGCUCAGACUUGGCAAUGGGCAGUGUCGCUCAAAGGGGUGUGUGGAAGAAGUGGCAGCGUAUAGCUCCUUCUACACUGAAGAAGACUACCCAAUCACGAAAGUGCUGCGAGAACCUGUGUAUGUUGAGGUGAACAUCUUGGAGAGAUCUGAUCCAAAUCUCAUUCUGAACCUGGAGCACUGCUGGGCCACCUCUGCACCCAAUCCUCUCAGCCUGCCACAGUGGGACCUUCUGGUUGAUGGUUGUCCCUAUCAUGAUGACCGUUAUUUAACCACAGUGGUUCCCGUGGAUGGCUCCUCUGGGCUUACGUACCCAACGCACCACAAACGUUUCAUCGUUAAAAUGUUCACAUUUGUUGACCAAAACACCUUUUCAACAAAGCAAGAGGCGGUGUUCAUCCAUUGUGCUACAGCCGUGUGUCAUCCCAGCAGCACAAAAUCCUGUGAACAGCCAUGCCACCGUCAACGAAGAGCAGUGUCUGCAGGUGGAGCCGUGUCCACAAGAACACUCUCCUCAAGUGAGGGGGUUGUGGUAUCAAGCAGAGAGGUGAUGCUGACUGAGCAGGAACUAUCUGCUCCUUUCUCAUCAUAGGGAUGACUAUCAGAUCGGGCAGCCAGAUUUAGCCUUUUA